This is a messenger RNA of Cavia porcellus (domestic guinea pig), 9621 nucleotides long. RefSeq names its product SMAD family member 2 (gene Smad2). Lineage: Eukaryota; Metazoa; Chordata; Mammalia; Rodentia; Caviidae. Gene Ontology annotation, cellular component: heteromeric SMAD protein complex. Gene Ontology annotation, biological process: transforming growth factor beta receptor signaling pathway; SMAD protein signal transduction; activin receptor signaling pathway. The record is from RefSeq and is a predicted model, not a curated record. Gene Ontology annotation, molecular function: DNA-binding transcription factor activity, RNA polymerase II-specific; RNA polymerase II cis-regulatory region sequence-specific DNA binding; I-SMAD binding. The transcript is spliced from 12 exons. Bases 314 to 1717 code for a protein of 467 amino acids.
CCAGCCCCGGGGCUGCGCCGGCGAAUCGGCGGGGCUCGCGGCCCGGGGUGGGAGGCGGGUCUACCGCGCGGCCGCGGCGGCAGAGGAGCAGCUCGCUAGCCUGCAGCCCGCGAGCGCCGAGCGAGCCGCUCGGAGGAGAUGCACUUAAAACCUACCAUGCCCAUGAUUCUGGAUUCUGUCUCCAGUGCUGUAAACCAAACCAACCAGACAAAUAAUGAAACAAAGUAAAACAAGAACCCAGAAAGGCUCAGAGAAAAAUGGGUAGAUUCACCAGGCUCUUUCUAUAGUGUGGAUUGUUGCCUUUAGUAAGAGCAUGUCGUCCAUCUUGCCAUUCACUCCACCAGUGGUGAAGAGACUCCUAGGAUGGAAGAAAUCAGCUGGUGGGUCUGGAGGAGCAGGUGGAGGAGAACAGAACGGACAGGAAGAAAAGUGGUGUGAGAAAGCAGUGAAAAGUCUGGUGAAGAAGCUAAAGAAAACGGGACGAUUAGAUGAGCUUGAGAAAGCUAUCACCACUCAAAAUUGUAAUACUAAAUGUGUUACCAUACCAAGCACUUGCUCUGAAAUUUGGGGACUGAGUACACCAAAUACGAUAGAUCAGUGGGAUACAACAGGCCUUUACAGCUUCUCUGAACAAACCAGGUCUCUUGAUGGUCGUCUUCAGGUUUCACAUCGAAAAGGACUGCCACAUGUUAUAUAUUGUCGGUUAUGGCGCUGGCCUGAUCUUCACAGUCACCAUGAACUCAAGGCAAUUGAAAACUGCGAAUAUGCUUUUAAUCUAAAAAAGGAUGAAGUAUGUGUAAACCCUUAUCAUUAUCAGAGAGUUGAGACACCAGUUUUGCCUCCAGUAUUGGUGCCACGGCACACUGAGAUUCUCACAGAACUACCACCUCUGGAUGAUUAUACCCAUUCCAUACCAGAAAACACUAAUUUCCCAGCGGGAAUUGAGCCACAGAGUAAUUAUAUCCCAGAAACGCCACCACCUGGAUAUAUCAGUGAAGAUGGAGAAACAAGUGAUCAACAGUUGAACCAAAGUAUGGACACAGGAUCUCCAGCAGAACUGUCUCCUACUACUCUCUCCCCUGUUAAUCAUAGCUUGGAUUUGCAGCCAGUUACUUACUCAGAACCUGCAUUUUGGUGUUCAAUAGCAUAUUAUGAAUUAAAUCAGAGGGUUGGAGAGACCUUCCACGCAUCACAGCCCUCACUUACUGUAGAUGGCUUUACAGAUCCAUCAAAUUCAGAGAGGUUCUGCUUAGGUUUGCUCUCCAAUGUUAACCGAAAUGCUACCGUAGAAAUGACGAGAAGACAUAUAGGAAGAGGAGUGCGCUUAUAUUACAUAGGUGGGGAAGUUUUUGCUGAGUGCCUAAGUGAUAGUGCAAUCUUUGUACAGAGCCCCAAUUGUAAUCAGAGAUACGGCUGGCACCCUGCAACAGUGUGUAAAAUUCCACCAGGCUGUAACCUGAAGAUCUUCAACAACCAGGAAUUUGCUGCUCUUCUGGCUCAGUCUGUUAAUCAGGGUUUUGAAGCCGUGUAUCAGCUAACUAGAAUGUGCACCAUACGAAUGAGUUUUGUGAAAGGGUGGGGAGCAGAAUAUCGAAGGCAGACAGUAACAAGUACUCCUUGCUGGAUUGAACUUCAUCUGAAUGGACCUCUACAGUGGUUGGACAAAGUAUUAACUCAAAUGGGAUCCCCAUCAGUGCGCUGCUCAAGCAUGUCAUAAAACUUCAUCACCAAUCAAGUUCCAUCAAAAGACUUAACAACUCUUCUGUUAUAGUAUUUGUGUGUGGUCCCCAUGGACUAUCUGCUAUCCAAAAAUUCCAGAGAGAAAACAGCACUUGAGGUCUCAUCAAUUAAAGCACCUUGUGGAAUCUGCUUCCUGUAUUUGAAUAUUAGAUGGAAAAAUUAGUGUCUAGAAAUGCCCUCCCAUAAAGGGAGAAGAGAAGACUUAAAGACUUACUGAUGUCUCGUUGGGCAUAAGACUAAAUGUCCCAAAGGUUUAUUAAUAACAGUAGUAGUUAUGUGUACAGGUAAUGUAUCAUGACCCAGUAUCACAGUAUUGUGCUGUUCAUACAUUUUUAGUUUGCAUAAAUGAGGGGUGCGUGUGUGUGUGUGUGUGUGUGUGUGUGUGUGUGUGUGUACACGCACGCGUGUGCGUAUGUGUGUGUGCUGCUUCUUGAUCUAGGCAAGCCUUUAUAAAGUUACAAUACCUAAUCUGUUAUUCCCACUUCUCUAUUAUUUUUGUGUCUUUUUUAAUAUAUAAUAUAUAUAUCAAGAUUUUCAAAUUAUCAUUUAGAAGCAGAUCUUCCUUGUAGAAAAACUAAUUUUUUCUGCCUUUUACCAAAAAUAAACUCUUGGGGGAUGAAAAGUGGAUUCCCUUUUGAAAUCUUUGACCUUAAUGUGUUCAGUGGGGCUCAUCACUUGUCCUUUUUGUGUUUACCACUAAGUCUUAUAAGAAACCCAUAUUGAAAACCUCUCCAAACCUCUUUCCUUGAUCCCCCUUUUGUUCUGAUACCAAAACAGUGCAGUGUGACAUCAUUGCUGUUAAUAAUUGCACUGAUACUGCUGGCACCAGUUAACUUCUGGGUCCAGUAAACAUUCAUAUGGAAUAAAUCCCUUGUCUUACAACUGGAUUUCAGCAGAUUCUGAUUGACUUAUAUAACCUAUCAGUUUAUUGAUUUAACCUUCCACCUCAUAAAGAAUGCACAAGUGGCAGUAUAAUUAUUUUCAGGGAUAUGCUAGAAUUCAGUAUAUUUAUCCUUUUUAAAAGCCAAUCUAUAAAUAUAAGUACCCUUUUUUAAAAGGUAUUUUAAGAUAUUUCAGCAGCAGACCUGCUCUUUGAGUAGCUUCAUUUGAUUUAGUUACCAGAUUGUAUUAUGAAACGGACCUUUUGUAAAUGUAAUUGCUUCUGCAAAAUACCUAGAAAAGAGAUGCUGAGGUAUGAUCAGCAGAUAAGGGCCAUCUGUUUUUAAAGUAUGUUGUAUUCAAUUUAUAAAUUCAAUGUUAUUUUACAUAGUUACCAAUUCAGAAUUCUAAAAAUUGGAGGAGAAACUUCAGCAGGGUUUUGUUUUGUUUUUAAGCUUACAAUUAGAUGUCCGAGCUGUUCUUAACUAAUCCUGGGUGUGUAGUUGACCAUAUUUUACACUCUGCAAUGACAGAAGAUUCCAAGAGCUCUGUUGGUCAUCCAUUCUUCAGCAAAUAAUGAUUAUGUCUAAUGUUGACUCAUUGCAAUGUAAACAUUUCUUGUUUGCAUCUGAGUAGAAAUGGAAAAUAACCACUUAACCCCUUUUCAUAAAUUUUCAUAGUUUUGAAGAUAGAAACCUUUGGUACUUGUUUUUUGAAACCAUAUUCACUUGUGUGUACAGGUAUCAUUUUUGAUACUGUCAGCAUUGGGUUGUUUUUUAUUGGAUACUCCCCAUUUUCCUAUUCAUGUGUAUAUGUAUGUGUUCAUGUAAAUUUGGUAUAGUAAUUUUUUAUUCAUUCAACUAUUUAUUGUUCACCUGUUAUGUGCCAGGAACUUUCUUAACCUUUGGGUAAAGGUGAACAAGACAGCUAUAGCUCCUGCCUCUGCUGAGACAGCAGUUAUCUAACACCUAAUCAUCUUAUGUGUCUGUGAAGGAGAUAAACAGGGUACUAUAAUAGAGAAUAACAAAUGGGAUGCUUCAGAUAGGACAUCAUCAGGAAGGCCUCUAAGGAAGUGAUGCUUGGGCUAGCACCUGACCUAGAAGAAGCAAGCCAUGUGAAGAACCAAGGGAGAUAAGCACUCCUGGUGAAGAGAACGGCAUCAAGUGCAGAGGCAUAUUCUAAAGGAAACUAUUAGGUGGUAAUGCUUUAUAAAGAAACCUCUCCACAAAUUCAAACUUGAAGAUCAGAAUGGUUCUACAGUUUAUAACACGUUGAAGGUGGCCUUAUUUUGUGAUAGACUGCUUUGUGUCAUUCUCACUAAUAUAUCUUCUUCAUUAAAUCUUGGCUGUAAAAUUUAUUAGCACCAGGUCAGUACCACUUAAUAUGGUAUAACUACCCAUGCUUGUGCAAAUUUUCACCAGUGUGGUGACUUGCUUGCUUCCAGACAUCCUGCUGCCCUCAAAUUAUUACUUCUGCCCAACUUGUGAUUAAAUGUCCCAGGUGUUAUCAUGGUGGGGCCUGCUGAUGAUAAUCAGUAGAGCCCUCUGUACCUCAGUGGCAGUUUUUACAUACUUGAGAAGUGUAUACUGAUGCUGGGGAACAUUCCUGGAGGCAAAGAUUGAAAGCUGUAAAAGAUUCCAGCAGUUACAUAUUAAAUGAAGUGGUGCCAGCAAUGGCAUUUCAGCAGUGGGUGUAUCUCCACAAUUCAGGUGGGACUUUUUCUGUACAGUGUGAAACCAGGACUGAACUCUUUGCAAACACUUAUUGUAUUGAGCAGCUGUACCUCUUGAGCAGUUAAUUUCAUCAUCGUGAUGAUUAAAUUUAUGUGACUGUUUAAUGACUAUAUUUGUUUUUAUAAGAUAAUGCUUUUGCAUUAUAUUUUGUCUACUAAGGCCUAAUUUUUAUUGACUGUUUUCCAUUGAAGGGAUGGUUUUUAUUCCAAGCUAUAAGGUCUCCUCUGUUGAAUUUCAUCUUUAUUAAAAUUAGUAACAUUACUUAGACGUUAUCCUGCACGACACUGUUGGUAAACCUCAGUUUAAUGCCAUGAGAACGCAAUGACUCUGUUGCUGUCCUGCCUGUUAAAUGGUUUGCCCAGUGGCUCCAGUGAUAUCCCAGGGCAGGCUUAGGAUGUGGAGGCUGUUGGAGUUCCCACUGAUCCCAGUGGCAGGUGAUUUUACUUUAUAGUGGAGCAGUGCAUGAGAUUUCUUUUGAAAGAAGAGUUUGAUUGUUUUUAAAACAAGCUUUGGAAAGUCUUUAUAAAUGGAUUAGAAAUAUAACUGGAUAUAGGCCAAUCUUUUACAAUGCCACCACAUUGUGCUUUUUUUUUUUCAUCUUGUUUAAAGAAACGUACCUAAAGGUAUGAACCACACCAGUUGUACUGACUAUACAUUAUUGAGUAUAUUUGGUCAGUGAACACUUACUGAUUGAUGCCUGUUUACCUAGCCACUGUGAUAGAUGUUGAGUAGUAAAAACAUGACUAAACUUGGUCCUAGCCUUCAAGUAGGGUUGAGUCCUUUGGGGGUUACUGUUGCCCUCGGGGCCUGUCACUGCCAGAAGGAAGUCUGCUUAAUUUUUCUUGAAGGCUAAAGAUUCUAAUCUGUACUCUAACUCUGUGUUCUAAGUAUAUUUUUGCAGAUUAUUUAAUAUCUAGUUACAUUUUUUACCUUAAACCACGUUCAGUUUUGUCAGAUUUUCCCCUUUGUUAAAAUUAUUUUAAUUUCACUUGAUUUGUGCCUUUGUUGUCAGUUGCAUCAAGACUAAGACUUUGAUCGUAAAAAGUAGUCUGUAGUCUCUCACUAGUUUAAAUCAAAGCAUAUACCCUGUUGGUUUCUCUACCUCUUCUAAAAAUUGCCCAUAUAUACCUUCAAAGUCUAUCUUUUUUUGAAUUACUAAGUACUUUGAGCCUUUACUCUAUAUUAGACACCCUCUUGGUCUGAGGAUGGGGUAGGUUUAUGGUGGGAUGUAAAGAAACAAAAGACAAUCUUUUCUGUACUUAAAAUCUCUUUAUGUGCAGUCUUUGCUUUAAAAGCUGAACAUUCCACUUGCCCCACUUCGUGCCAUCUCAACUCUUUUUUUAGAUAACUCAGUCUUUGGACGUGAACAACUGAGUUCUUGCCUCCUUUCAACUAAAGCAUUCAUAUUUAAAUCAGAUUACCCUGUUUUUUCCUUUCAUGUGCUUUACCAAAUCCUUUGUGUUUCUCACCUGAAUUUUGUCCUUCCUUUUGCUGACGUGUAUCCAUGUGACACUGGCUUUGUCCUCUGUCAGCCAUACUUCAUCUGCAUACAUUAGAACAUGUCUCUCCUUUGAACUUUACUAUUACCCAUAAAGGAGGGUGCUUUUUAUAUCCCAAGUCCUUAUUUCUUUACCAAGGAAAUUGAUACUGUUAAAAUUGGGUUGCCACUUCAAUCUUAGAAGCAUCUGAAAUUCUCUGCAGUUCAUUGUCUUUGUGACUGGCAAGUAGCAAAUUAUCAAAUCUAUUUUGGUUGCAUUUAAAAUUACGAGUUGUGGCAGUCGGAGCCAGUGCUUUCCCUCCAAUACUAGCCCUGUUUUAUCUUGGGGGUCAUAUUUGAGUUUUGUGUUGAGUACAAUCAGGAUGCAAAUGAUUGGUCUCUAGAGAAAGUCAGAAUUCUGCUAUUGCGUUCCAUUUCUGUUUUCCUUUUCAAGAUUCUUAUGAAUGUUUUGUUUGUUCAGACUACCUUUUAUGUGUAAUGCUUGAGAGAAACAUUAUCUUUUGGAGUAGAAUUCCUGUGUUUUGAGCCUCUCAACCAGGAAAUGUGAGCUAUAAUAGGCUCGUGAUAGCCUUUAUGAUGAGAACUUGUCUCACGUGUUGAUGCAGUUUCUUGAGUUAGGAACUGUUUUAUCUUUGAUACUGUAGUUAACUUUAUAUAUAGCAGAACUGCCUCAAACUUUUUAGCAGGAAAUAUAGUAUAUCAUAUAUGUGUAUGAGUUUAAAUACACAUACUCAGAAAACCGUGUCAUUUUAACAAUGGUGAAUAUUGUUUGAAGUCUCAGAUCUCAAUAAAAGCUUUUUAAUUUGCUUGCAGACAUUUUCCUUUCACAGACAGACCAUCAGUGUAAAUUUUAAAAAAUUCUCCCAGAGGCCUCAUUUGGCACCCAUUAGUAUGCCAUUUUUAGGCAGCUUGACAAGAAUCACAGGUGGAAUUCAUUAAAAUCAGAUGAAACUUUCCCACAAUACCCCAUCAUUAAAUUAGUAGACAUCCAAUCCAGUGGCCUCUGGAAUGUACCAACUUUUAGUAUUAACUCUUAAAAAACAGUAGGUUGUAUUUCACUUAGGCCUCACGCCCCGCGCCCCCGUAAAACUGCUGCUUCAGAUACCUGUAGAGAUCAGAUUCUUCUGUAUCUGGCAAUAGCCCGAAGGUGCAGACCUUAGGUGGGCUCGAUGGAAACAUUUCCUGAGGUACCUUGGGCCAGCCCUAACCCACAGGGACUUGGCCAAAGUACUUCAGUCAGUGUUAGCUUGCUGCCAUAAGGACCACAGGGGACCCAAAAUUUCACUAUGAUGCUUGAGAUCCAGUAAGGACCCUUAAAAGAACAAUGUCACUGCCAUUUUAGGUGAGGAUUAACUCCACCCAGGGAACUCUCAAAAAUCUAGAACUUGCCAAAAGAAUGAUCUCCAACAGAAUAAACUCACCUGAAAUUCCCAGUUUUAUUUUUUGGGGGUGGUAAUUAAAAGGAUUUGCUACCUGUUUCUAACUUUGAAGUUCUUGGCUAUGUUACAAUGUUAGUCACUAGGUAACUUGCUACAUUUCUAGUUCUAUAUAUAAGUUCUGCCCUUUAUGAUGCUGUAGCAUAGUUCUUAGAAUUUUUCUGGAGGAAGUCUUAAAGUCCCUGUUCUUGGAGUGAAAUUUUCCUUUUAUCAUUGAGUCCCUAGGAAACUGUGUUUGCACUUUCAGUAUUUACAUUUGUGGAUGGUUCAAGCUGAAAAGAAAUGUGAAAAAGGAUAGGGUCCUUUUCUGGUGAAUAUCUAGCCUUGCCUUAAGAAUGUAGUCACUUGUUGAUUUAUAUAAUUAAUAUACACAGAUUAAAUCAGGAAAAAUAAUUGUAUAUGUAGCAGUUAGGUAACAUGCAUGGAUUUUUAAUUAAGAAUACUAUUUUUUUGGCAAAAUACACAACCCAAAUUGGGCAUUUUUUAGACCACUUUUACCUCAGGCUUCAUUUUUGCUUUUAUGACCCUGACUUUUAAGGCAUACAUAUUUGUACCUUUUUAUCAGUGAUAAUGAUGCUGUGGCACUGAACAUUUAUAUAAGAAGGUAAAAUAGUUCUGCAGUCAUUGAAUUAGAUCACAUCAUUGUAGACAAAGUAAGUACUCCUAUCUGAGAACAUUUUCGCCAUUCUUUUCCCAAGGCCAACCCUUCUGUUGGACAUAGUUUAAUGUAAUUCUGGGCCCUGGUAAAUAUCUCCAGUUGGCAGUCAUCCUCUCGAUAUAUGAAGCAAGAAUGUGGGCAAUAGCUGGUGUGGAAUAUUUCUACCUAAAAAAAUACGAAGAGACACAAAAACUGGCUUAUUCAUUUAGCUCUGAAAAUCUCAAAAGCAUACCGUAAAACACUAUAACCAAAUAAACCAGAAGAACCUUAGGAAGUUUUGUCUGAAAGCAUUUCAAGAGUGAACUUUGAUGUAUUACUAAGUUUGUGUGGAUGCUUACAAAUAUUCUUAAUGCCUUUAAAUAUGCUUUGAGACCUCCUAUCGUUUUAGUGAGGAGGUACUGGCCAUUAACAAGUGAGCUGAAUACACUUUAAGGGUUAAUGUCCUUAAAUGUAACCUUAGCUCUUGAAAAGUGUUAACUUCUGCCAUGUGAAGAAUGAGUGAGGCUGUCCUUAGGAAGACCUGCUGCCCAGAGAACUUGGAGAGUGGUUUCUUGAAUUUGGGACUCUGCUGGAUGCAGGUGAGUCCUAGGCACCCAGGAGGAAAUUGACUGCUGUAGGUGUUCUUGGGAUUUACUCACUUUAUGACAUCACUAGCUUUUCCGCUCAGCUGCCUCAAGUCUGUCACCUUUUCCAAUAUUGGGAUGUGUUUCCUCUGAAUGGAACCUGAGGUUUAUAACAAAUGGCUAAAAACACCAACGUAGUGAUAAGAUAACGUUUAGUGACCCAGGAAAGGUAACUGGUUUAAUGGAACAAAGAAGAGGUAACUAAAUAGAUGAGUUCUUGGGAGCUGUGUAUAUCUAAGUAUAAAUCAUGUGUCCUUAUAUGGUUAAAUUUAAUGUGAAAUGUAAAUUUUUCACAGUAAAAAAUUGAGUGUGAUUGUGGAGUUUUCCUCUCAAGGUAAAAUAUGGCCUUUGAUGCCCUGACCUUUAUUACAUUUCUUUGGCCUGCUCAAGAAGCCAGAAUGUGGUGUUGUAUUUCCUCUGGUGAAUGUUAUAUUGAUACUAUUAAAUGCACCAGCCAAUAACAGGUGAAGGAAUUGAGUAUUCGAUGAAGACUAAACUACUGUAUUUGCUCUCAAGUCUUAGGUCCUCCUAGUUUUAAGGUGCUCUCCAGCUAGAACACCACGCAUGUGAGCCGAGGCUUUCCUAAGGCAGUGUCAGCUUUGUAAUGCAAGAUGAUGGAUGCACACUCUGUUCUUGUUCCCUCUGCUGGUCCUCUGUGGCUGCAUCCUCUGCGCACUGUGAUGGGGAUGUUAAAUGUGUCCUAUGUAAGCUUUCCUCCUGUGACUGUCAGAAAAAUGAUGUGGUUUUUUUUUUUUAAAUGAACUGGGUCUUCAUUACAGCUGGCUUUCAAGUUAAAAUUGUGAAAUAAUGAUUUCUUUUCCUCACCUACACCAAUUUUUUAGUCUAUUUAAAGUAUUAAAUAGUUCUGCUUAAGAAAACAUUGCUUAAAUGCCCUGUGAUUUCUGGUCUUUUUUAUAUAUAUAUUUGUGUGCAUCUGUAUGUGCUUUUCACUUUUUACGUUGUUUGCUCUCUACCUGUGUUACGUACUGUCACCACUGAAAGGUGGACAAUUUUCCUAGCAUUAAAAAAAGCCAUUUGAGUUGUUUACCAUUUA